Anopheles stephensi (Asian malaria mosquito) is the source of this 7882-nucleotide messenger RNA. RefSeq lists its product as uncharacterized. The record is from RefSeq and is a predicted model, not a curated record. Gene Ontology annotation, cellular component: extracellular region. Gene Ontology annotation, molecular function: peptidase inhibitor activity. Lineage: Eukaryota; Metazoa; Arthropoda; Insecta; Diptera; Culicidae. The transcript has 18 exons. The coding region runs from base 679 to 5889 and encodes 1736 amino acids.
ACUCGCUCUCUCGCGACGAACUGAUGUCGCUCUGCUGUAACAGUCAUGAAAACAGUUCAAUUGAACCCACCCUAACGUAACGUCGGGGUUUUGGGGAAGAUGCGGAUUGUUGAAAAGCGGAACUCGGAAACGGUUGUGGCAUAACAGACAAGGAUCGGAUCGGAUCGACUGGUCGCAGAACGCGGCGACCGAGCGUUGUGAAAUCGUCGUGAGAAUCGACCGCCGACACUGUUAGCGAGUGGAAGCAGCUCUCGGCUAGUGCUGCUUGCUCGCGCGCGCGUCCCAAGCAAAACGCAGCCACAGGCGGACACGGACGGUGAAGUGAAAAAGCAAAAAAUCACGGGCGAACAGAGGAAGCAACAGAAGCGAACGUAGAAGGAACGAAAAAGCGAACGACGGCGAAAAAAUCCCUUGGCAAGUGGGCGAAGGAGCUGCAGCAGCCCGUGUGCCCAGUAGUGCAGCUGUGCGGCCGUGUGCGUCCCGUUUUCCGGAAGCUGUGCGUUUUUUCGGGGCUUGGAAAAUCGAUCCCACCGUGUGUGAUGUGUGAUUAAGUGCAAAGUGAAAGCAAAAAGAAACGGUGGCCUCCCCGUAUGAAAUUGUGCAUCGCUUGACGCGAAGUUUAGUGGAACGCGCACUUUGACGACGACAACGACGAGGCCAAGUGUGUUGUAAAGGAAAAUGUUGCUGCUCAAGAAAAACCUUCUCUGCUGGCUGCUCCUGUCAGCCAUAUUGGUGAAAACGGCUUACUGCGUCCCAACGGCAGCCGUUACCGAGGCAGACGACGAAAACGAUUCGGAAUGGGACGAGGACGAGGAAUCGUCCGAGGCGGAUGACGAUGGGCGGGUCUACAAGAAUCCGAGGAAUUCACCCUCGACCGAAUGUCCACGGGACGAGGAACAAGCAACGCUGCUGGGUCAAAAGUGUUUGCGCAAAUGUUCGUCGGAUGAGGAUUGUAAGAGCAAGAAGAAGAAGUGUCUGUGUGAUGGGGCGUGCGGUAUGUCCUGCAUCAAGCCGGACCGGGAGUGUCCGGAUCUCACGCAACCUAGCCUAGGUUCGGUGACGCUUUCGGGGAAGCAUUUUGGAUCGCGUGCUACGUACACCUGUCCGCAUGGAUAUCACGUGGUUGGGCUUCAGAGCCGACUCUGUCAGGCGGACGGAAGUUGGGCGGGAAGUGAGCCGGUGUGCAAGCAGAACAUCUACUGUCUGGAACCACCGACUAUCGAGCACGCAAGACACUCAGCCCUCCCGGAGCAGGCCACCUUUGAUCUUGACUCAACGGUACAGUACCACUGCCAUACGGGCUAUGCUACGGCCGGGUUUCCGCGUGCCAAAUGUUUGGCCGUUGAUGGACAGGCGAGCUGGUACGGUCCGGAUAUUUCGUGUGAACCACGCUCCUGUGGACAGCCCCCGGAUCCUGCCCAUGGUUGGCAUGCAGGGGAGAGUUACACGUUUGGAGGCAAGGUAACGUACCAUUGCGGUGAAGGGUAUGAGCUGGUUGGACGAGCUGAGCGCUACUGUCAGGCUGAUGGAUCGUGGACUCCGAAGGAACUGCCGACCUGUGUUCUGGUAACUUCGGUGCAGUGUCCAUCGCCGGAAAAUCCGAGGAAUGGUAAGGCCAUUUACACAAGCACGUCCUACAACUCCGUGGUUAGUUACGAGUGUCGCUAUGGAUAUACGCUUGUGGGCGAGAGCUCUCGUCGAUGUGGCGCAGACAAGCGCUGGACGGGUACACUUCCAGCAUGCAAGGAAAUCAACUGUGGACAUCCGGGCACUCUGUACAACGGUUGGCUGGAAAACAUCGAAAGCGGUACCGGUCUUGGUGCGAGUAUAAUUUUCCGUUGUCAUCCGGAGAUGCUUCUGGUGGGAAACACUUCCUCCGUGUGUCAGAUUGAUGGUCGUUGGCGAUAUCCGUUGCCACAGUGCUUGGCGCCUUGUGUCGUCCCAUCCAUAUCUCAAGGGCAGGUGAUUCCGAUCGAGUUCGACAUUGAUGUAAACGCCACGACAAUUGUGCCGACGAGUGGUAGUAGCUCGAAAGUGAAGCAUGGAACAGUGCUGGAAGUAAUCUGCGACGAGCACUACGAAUUUCCGUUCUCGUCCUUGUCACCACCGACGUGUAAUAAUGGAACGUGGAGCGUGAUACCGCGAUGUGCUCCGGCUCGCUGUAAGACGAUGCCCAAGCCGCCCAAGUUUGGCAUGGUGUUGGCACCGAAAACGGAACAUGGGAUGCGGGCGAGAUUUAAGUGUAAGGAUGGCUAUAACCUUACUGCUCCGGGUGGGAAACCAAUCCCGGAUCCGAACAACUACGUGCUGAUCUGCUCGUUCGGUAACUGGACUGGAGAAAUGCCACAGUGUACGGAGGUGUACUGUCAGUUCCCGGGGUAUAUCCCCAAUGGAAAGGUGUUGCUGGUGGGUAAUAUGGGCCUGUACGACUAUCGGCCGUACGUGCGGAAGGUAAUCAACAACAAGCAGAUAAUGUACGAGUGUGACAAGGGCUACGUUAUUGAAACGGGUCCACCCGGAGCGACUUGUAUAGGAGGGAAAUGGAGUCCAACAGAGCUACCGAUCUGUACGCCCGGGCAGCAUCCUCGGUUGCGUUGGAAUCGUCGGCGUCGUUCGCUGGAUCUUCGUAUGCGCUUCCACCGAUCAAAUCAGCUCAAGCAGCACUAUCGAUAUCUGCAGCGUAAGCUAGAAGAGCACGACGCAUAUCAGCAGCAUGAGAUCGCAAAGCGUUCUGCUGCACCGUACCGCGGACAGAUCCCUUCCAAGCGUCACUACACCUUCGAAGACUUUCAACGCUUUCGCGCGAAGCGUAGCAUCGAGGCGAGUCGUAACGCAAUGCUUAGAAGCGCUUUCCGUACCGCGAUGGUGCGAGAGCGACGCGAGCUUUCGGAUGUGGAGAAGGCCUACAGCAAGUACUACGAACGGAUAAAGGCAAAGUAUCGGAAUUAUGUACAGAAUUUACUUGGCUUUAAUAAGGCACGAACGAUGCCGACACACGACGACAUUCACGUACAGGAUGGGCGAUGGCACUCGUAUCCGGAGUCAGACCCGGUAAGCCGCAACCGUGGUAUGCAGAAUGGACGUGAGACGGAAACGGGUCAACUCGUAGGAACACCUGCUCCUUCGCCUGCCACUCGACGACCAAGACCACACAAAGCGAAGCAAGGUAAGGCACGGAAACCGAAGCUUCCCCCACCGAUUACCAUUCCGGACAUUAACGAACAGUCCCGCUAUCGGUUGGAUUUUGUCGAGAGUGCCGAAAGCAAUCGUACAACAGAUCAUCUGAACGAGAACGAUAUCUACAGUAACUAUUUCCCACCGCCACUGACUGGCCGGUAUCAUACGAGCUGGCAGUUUGCUUCGGAAGUUACACCUAGCCAUCGGAACGAAGGCAACCAGUAUCGUACGACGCAGUACCGGGGCCGUAAUCGCACGGAACCACCGCUGGACGAGAAUCCGUACACGCUGAUGGAGAAGCUACAGUCGCAGAUUAUUCGACGCAAGCGAGAUACGGCCAGCUCGAUGGAGGAAACGAAGCGCGCCCAGAAAGCGAAUCGGAAGGCAGCGAAUCAGACCGACGUGGACAGUAUGGAUCCGGCACGGAAGGUAAAGUUUAAGGGACCUUGCGAACCGUUGGCUAGUGAACCGUAUGCGCAGCUGGAAAUUGUACGCCCGGGCAAGGAUCCGAACGAAACGUUCGGUCCGGGAACGAUUGUGCGGGUAACCUGCACGAAGGGUUACGUUUCGAACAUUGUCAAUCCGAACGCGACGGCAAAGUGUGUACGAGGCCGAUGGAAACCGACCAAGCCGACGUGUAGUAUGAAGCCUUGCUUCGUACCAUCAACUGAACAUGGCAAGUACUACGAUGCCUCGGUAGAUCUGACGACUCUUGAUGCGGUGCGACCUACGACCGCUUCCCUGACACCGAUGGAGAUGAUCGAGAAUGGGAAGAUGAUCAACUUCCAGUGUGACCAUGGCUAUAACACACAGGGUCCUUCGAAUCUACGCUGUUGGAACGGUGAGUGGGCUGUGAGUUCUCUACCGGAGUGUUUACCUGCACCUUGUGUCCUGCCACCAAUAAUGCACGCAAUGUAUCAGGGAGGAUAUCGUGCUGGACUAACCAUCGCGCACGGUAGCUCCGUGAUGAUCCAGUGCGAGAGUGGAAUGGGAAGUGCGUCAUCGGUACAGAUGGAUUGCGCCCUGGGAUCUCUCACGCCCGAAACGAUCAACUGUGGAUACAUUUCAUCGCGCAAAUCGCGCGAUGAUGACAGCAGCUCAAUCAUUGUGCUCGACGGUAACAAUGUGACCUCGUCCGAGGAUGAAAACGACGGUAGAGAGUGUGGUCCACCGGGCAAGAUCCACGGCUCGCUGGUGUACAAGAACGGUGAACAGAUGGAUGAAGGCAGUGACGAAGGUUUCCCAUCCGGGACGGAGAUAACGUUCGAUUGUAUCGCGUCCAUCACGGGUGAACAGACGACGUGGAAAAUUAUCUGCGAAGAUGGACAGUGGAUAGGACGAUCAAUGAAUUGCGAUGACGAUGAUCCACUGUUUCAUCGGAUACCGUCUGCAAACGGGUCGUGCAUGUUCCGCAACAAUGAGCCGCACGUGGUCAGCUUCUACAACGAUCUGGAGAUACGGGAGGAUAUUGUGGAGUUUCCACCGGGGACGACGAUCAUAUCGCGCUGUGUCGAUAUCGGAAAGUACGCAAUGAUCGGUACUAGUGUGCGUACUUGCGUCCGUUCGGAGUGGAGCGGUCAAAAGCCAUCGUGUUUUGGGUUGAAUCAAGAGAAUGACUAUGCAAUGGAAAAACCACCAACCAUAUUGAUACGCCACCAGAACGGCCCCAUCGCGCAGAGCAACGAUGGAAAGCUGAUCGUGUACCCGGGUACCACCGUACAUCUCGAGUGUUUGUGGAUGCGUCGGUUUGGAAAUCCACGGUGGAAUGUCAGCCAUGAUUAUCGCAAGUAUCCAGAGGGCUGGAGCUCGGAUGAGGGUCGCGAUCCACAGUUGGAGUAUCGUAUCAGCAUCAUGCACGCGGUGAAGGAUGACUCUGGUAGCUUCACCUGUGUCACACCAGCACGCCACACGCAUACGGUCGAGGUGAUCGUCAAGGCGGUUCAUUGUAACGAAAUUCAGGUACGACGAGGACUCUCCGCUAGCACAGGAGAAACGAUGAUGGGUACACGGGUCUUAUUCUCCUGUACAAACGGUAACGCACUUAUCGGUACGCCGGAGAUCUCUUGUUUACCGAGUGGAAACUGGAGUGCACCGUUACCCGUCUGCGAAAGCGUUGAGUGUGGUGAGGUCCCGAUACAACCGAGCAGCAACGGAUCCGCACCUCGGGUCGCCAUUUUGUCUCGGGAAGUUGGGGGACGGGCAGCAUUCUCUUGUCCACCGGGCUAUGGGCUAAGGGGACCUAGUGAGGCGAUCUGUUUGCCAACGGGUGAAUGGGGCGGUCCUUUCCCAUCGUGUGUCGAGGUACAAUGUUUCCAUCCGGGAGCACCUCAGAACGGUUACGCGCAGGGAACUCCACCGUACAGGGCGGGUGAUGUGGUACAGUUCAACUGCAAUCCGGAGUACAUGAUGCAGGGACAACCGAUCAUCGCCUGUCAGGAUAAUGGACGUUGGUCGGGAGGUUUACCAAAGUGUGUACAGGCUUGCUCGUAUCCCGGCACCGCCAUCAGCGGACGGAUGUCAUCGGUGAAGUUCUACUACUCCAUCGGUGAAAGCAUCACGUUCACGUGUGAUGCCGGUCUGGAGCUGCGUGGCGCCAAGAUGCUCAAGUGUCUGAAGAACGGCAAAUGGUCGAAUGCCAUACCGACCUGCGUGAAUCCGGACGCAGUGAACGUGCGCACCGACGCCAAGGGAGUGUUCAAGCGGGACAACUAAACGGUUUCCGAACCAUUCGUCGCUACAGGAACGGCACAAACGACCCACCUAACACCUGAGUGGCGGUGGUCUUGCUGGCCACUAAUGCUGCUGGCAGCACCAUCAUCACAACCCAGGACACGAACCCUAUGGAAAUCGGUUUCGAGAGUACUCAAGAGUGAAACAGGGCGAGAUGAAGCAAUCGCAAUAGUAAUUUCCAGCAAUCAAACAUAUAAAGAGCGAGAGAGAGAGAGCUGUUCAAGGAAUUGUUUUCACCAUAACCCAGGUACGGAAGUGGGGGUACAGCUACUUAAUAAUAGGGAAUAAGAAUAGUAAGCAAGAAACACAAUACAAUAACAAAACGCAUAGCAAUGAAAAGUAAGAAAACAAAAACAUAAUCAUAAUGCAAAUUGAUUGGGCAAGCAAAAUCAACACACGCGCAUUCGCAAUAUUGUGAACUUCGAGGCAUCCAAGCAAGCUACGCUACGGUAAGCGAUUAAUCAGCAGUUAAUAAGCUUCUUAGCCACAGGCACAGGUUGUCACAGGCUCGGAAGAACAUAUCGCGUGUGUGUGUGUGUGAAGCGUUAGUAAAGCGGCACGAAGAAGAGGAAGGAGUUAUCAACGUUAAUUUGUUCACAAAACCUUCUUUUCCAGCUGCUGCUGCUCCUCAAGAAGUGAACAAGUAAACCAAAAUCAAAUUCAUCAUACUCGUAGAGUUAACUCAAGACCACACCAGAUGUACGUAUAUGGAUAUUUAUACUUCGUAUAUGAAUACUACACAGAAGCAUAAUGCUAGUAUCGGAAUCAGGGGUGAGGCUUUGGCAGAUGUUGUUGCCACAAGGCAGAAACAAGGCAGAUUAGAUUAGCUAAGCGAGGGAAACCAAAGAAAAACCCAAACAAGUCUCAACAAAAUAUCGCUCAGAACGUUACGUUAAUGCCACCACCGGGGCCAUCUUGUUAAUGCUUGUUGCAGCUCGGAAGGGUUGGUUUUUGUUUUAACCAUGCUUGAUGCAUCACUCUCUCACUCACUGUUGUCACUGUUGAUAAGGGAUAAUGAUGUACGCACUGAUGGUGUUGUCCGUUUGAUGGAUUGCACGCACUGACGGUUCUGACGGGCUAGGGAAGUUCUGUUCUCCGCACUUGACGCACAUUUAAUUGUAUCGAUGGACAUUCAUCGACCUUCACCGAUGGACACCGUUGGCGAACCGCUGGAGGCAGGGGAUGUGUACUUACAAUUGUACGCCUUUAUCUCUGUAGCUCCAGGAUGUACCUAGGGUGUUAGUGGUUUGCUGGCCACUGGGUGAAUAAAUAAUAACUAACAACUGCAUACGAGAUCAAUUGAUGCAUCGAGAGUCGUUGGGGUUUUUUUUGUGCGCGUUUGAAACAAAAUGCAGAUUUAUCGACAUCAGCGCACCGACAACAAAACGCGACCGCUAUCGGGCCGGUCAUGCCAGGGUGUUACUAAUUUAUGCACAACUUAAUCGCAAAUGUAAUGCCAACCCAAGGGUGGUGGUCACCGGCUGUUCGUUGUUGCAUGAUGCGCACCCGAAUCCUUGUUGAUAUGUGUGUGUGCUUUUUGUUGUUGUCGUUUGGGUUCAUUUUGAUCCUUCUCUACGAUAAUCUCUUCAUCCUCUGUCAGUGGGACAUUCGUCAAAAAAAAUCGGCGGGAAUUGUUUUGUUUGCUGUUGCUGUAUGCAAAGCGAGUGUUCACGUUAUAAUUGCUUUCGGUCGAGUUGGUGAGUGGACAACGGGUGGGACGCGAGCGGUGUGUCAGGAUGGGCGUUUGUGCAGCAGCAAAAAAAAGGAAUCGUUUUUUAUCGCCUCAGCAACGCCACCAUCACAUAUGUGUAGCCCACAGUUAGAGGUGCUGUUAUUAUUAUGCGCACAAUUUAUCUCCCUUCAGUGGCCGUUGGCUUACACCGUAAUAACACUGUAAAUAAUAAGCAGGUGGAAUUUAUUGAACAUAUUAUAUAUUAUAUAAUUACAAAUGAAAUACAUAUAUAUAUAUAUAUUA